AUGGCAGUUCUGGCCGCGGUGAGCGCCGGAGCCGGGCAGGGCAAGGAGUACCCCGGCGGGCUCACCCUCUACGUCCUCCUCACCUGCGCCGUCGCUGCCACCGGGGGCCUUAUCGUCGGCUACGACAUCGGCAUAUCCGGCGGCGUGACAUCCAUGGACGCAUUCCUGCACAAGUUCUUCCCGUCGGUGUACCGCAAGGAGCAGACGGCGCGGGGAGGCGGCAGCAGCCAGUACUGCAAGUUCGACAGCCAGCUGCUUACCGCGUUCACGUCGUCGCUGUACCUGGCGGCGCUCGUCGCCUCCUUCUUCGUCGCGUCCGUGGCGCGCUCCCUCGGCCGGAAAUGGUCCAUGUUCGGCGGCGGCGUCUCCUUCCUCGCCGGCGCCACCCUCAACGCCGCCGCGCAGGACGUCGCCAUGCUCAUCGUCGGCCGCAUCCUUCUCGGCAUCGGCGUCAGCUUCGCUGCUCUGUGCAUCCCGAUCUACCUGUCGGAGAUGGCGCCGCACCGCCUCCGCGGCACGCUGAACAUCGGCUUCCAGCUGAUGAUCACCGUGGGCAUCUUCUCCGCCAACCUCGUCAACUACGGCGCCGCCAAGAUCGAAGGCGGCUGGGGCUGGCGGCUCAGCCUCGGGCUCGCCGCGGUCCCGGCGGCCGUAAUCACCGUGGGCUCGCUGUUCCUCCCGGACACGCCAAGCUCCCUCAUCCGCCGCGGCUACCACGAGCAGGCGCGGCAGGUCCUCGCCCGGAUCCGUGGCGCCGACGUCGACGUGGCCGACGAGUACGGCGACCUCGUGGCGGCGGCCAGAGAGGCGUCCGGCGCCGUCGACGUCAGGCGCCCGUGGCAGGACAUCCUCGGGCGCAGGUCGUACCGGCCGCAGCUCACCAUGGCCGUCCUCGUGCCCUUCUUCCAGCAGCUCACCGGCAUCAACGUCAUCAUGUUCUACGCGCCCGUCCUGUUCAAGACGAUCGGGCUCGGAGGGGACGCGUCGCUCAUGUCGGCGGUCAUCACCGGGCUGGUCAACAUCGUCGCGACGUUCGUGUCCAUCGCCACCGUCGACGGGCUCGGCCGGCGCAAGCUCUUCUUCCAGGAGUUCGGGGCGAGCGGAGACGGAGCCGCCAUCCCGAAGAACUCUGCGGCCACCGUCGUGGCGUUCAUCUGCAUCUACGUCGCCGGCUUCGCGUGGUCGUGGGGCCCGCUCGGUAUCCUGGUGCCCAGCGAGAUCUUCCCGCUGGAGAUCCGGCCGGCGGGGCAGGGCAUCAGCGUGGCCGUCAGCAUGCUGUGCAACUUCGCCGUCGCGCAGUCCUUCCUCCCGAUGCUCUGCCACUUGAGGUUCGGGCUCUUCUACUUCUUCGGCGGGUGGGUGCUCGUGAUGACGCUCUUCGUCGCCAUGUUCCUGCCGGAGACGAAGGGCGUGCCCGUUGAGAAGAUGGGGGUUGUGUGGAGGACACACUGGUUUUGGGGAAGGUUCGUCACUGAUAUGGACGGCCGUGAUGAAAACUGCGACUCCGCCUUCCACAAGGGCAAUGGCAUUGCUGUUAGAGAGCCGUAG
This is a messenger RNA of Miscanthus lutarioriparius, 1548 nucleotides long. Lineage: Eukaryota; Viridiplantae; Streptophyta; Magnoliopsida; Poales; Poaceae. The record is from the annotation of a GenBank genome assembly.